Molecule: messenger RNA, 912 nt
Organism: Lycium barbarum (goji berry)
Lineage: Eukaryota; Viridiplantae; Streptophyta; Magnoliopsida; Solanales; Solanaceae
Exons: 1
Coding region: 1-912 (303 amino acids)
Molecular function (GO): zinc ion binding; nucleic acid binding
Source: RefSeq, a predicted model, not a curated record
AUGUAUAUUCCCUAUUUACCAAAUUGUCCCGUUUUUGUGUUUGAUGGCAAAAAUAAUUUUGAGAGUUGGUAUCAACAGAUGAAGAAUUUUUUCAAUGUUGUUGGGCUAUGGUCCAUUAUUGAUACAGGGUUCGUGGAAACCCCAGAAGGCACAACAUUGACCGAUGAAGCAGCUAAAGAUUUGGAGAAAAAUAGACAAUUGGAUUAUAAGGCACAUUUCUACCUUAACAGCAAGGUCCAAUUGCAUGUGUACAAUAAAUUUUUACAUGCAAAGUCGGCAAAGGAGGCUUGGAAAAUUUUAGUAAAUUCACAUCGAGGUUCCGCAGAAGUAAGAAAAGUCAAAUUACAAGAGCUUAGAAGACAGUACGAGUUGGCCCAAAUGAAACCUACAGAGUAUGUCAAAGAAUUCUUUACAAGAGUUAUUGAUAUUGCCAAUGAUAUGACGACUAAUGGAGAAGCAUUAGACCAAGUUAAAGUUGAUGAAAAAAUAUUGCGGUCCUUGAGUAUAAAAUUUCACACUAAGAAGACGGUUCUUGAGGCAACCAAAGAUCUUAGCACUUUGACACUUGAUGAUUUAGAAGGUGAACUGGUGACAUAUGAGAUGUCCCUGAAUCAACAAACAACUGAAACAGUUGAUGAGGCAUUGCAAGCAAAGGUGAAUCAACCUAAAGAAAAAGAAGAAACAUCAAAUCUGGCUGAAACAAAUCAACGAGGUCACUAUUUUAGAGGUAGAGGACGAGGUGGUAGAGGUGAUUAUCGAGGUCGUGGUAGAGGUAAUUUUUCCUAUCAACAGAGAAAUGAUAAUAAUUUCAGGAGGGAACAACAGAGUAAUCAAAAUUUUCAAAGACGUGAUAAAUCAAAUGUUCAGUGUUAUAAUUGUGGAAAAUAUGGACAUUAUCAAUGUAAUUGUUAG